This is a messenger RNA of Protopolystoma xenopodis, 468 nucleotides long. The record is from the annotation of a GenBank genome assembly. Lineage: Eukaryota; Metazoa; Platyhelminthes; Monogenea; Polystomatidea; Polystomatidae.
UCGUGCUCAUAUCAUCCCGGAGAGCCAUACUUCCAUGAUGCCAAAAAAAUAUGGACUUGUUGCAAAAAAUCGAGCACGGAUUUUUCUGAUUUUCUAAAUAUAAAAGGAUGUACACGUGGCCCUCAUAACAACAUUAAAACCAAGCCGGAUGAGAUUAAGGCAAAGAGAGACUUUGAAAUGGGCGAUAAUUCGCAUACUGCUAAUCUUGCUAAUAGACUUAGCUCUCUGUUGUCAGGUCAAGUAGCGCCCUCCGAAUUACCCAGACCAAAGCCCAUGGCUCGGCCAGAUCAUGAUGAAGAAAUGGUGAAACUCAAUGUUAUUGUUACAGAGGGCCUGAAGACUGCAUUGAAAGUGCUAGAAGAGACUAAGCUUGACCAAACUAAUCUCAAAUCUGGCGAUGUUUCCGGCGGGUCUAACUCAGGUACAUUUUGCAUUUCGUAUUUAUUUGAGCGCCAUUUGUGUAAAUAA